AUGCCCUGUUUGAGCUGUCAGGCAAGUGAGUGGGCUGCGGAGCACAAUGAGGUGUGGAACUACGACGCCAACCAGGUGAUCCAAUGGGUCAGAAACAAAGUGGGCAUCACUGAUGACGAGGAAAUCAACAAGCUUGCUGCGCAAAAGUAUGCUGGGCAAGUUCUGCUGGGGAUGAGCGUGGAAGAUCUCAAAAACGCGCUUGCGUUAGUACUCGUACCGGGUCCAAAAAAGCAGCUGAUAACGCACAUCACGAAGCUGAAAGCGGCCGCUGCCAUCGAAGAAGCCAAGAAGAAGCUCAUCCAAGGUGAGAUGCUGUCGACUCUGGUCAAGCUGCAGGCCACAGGCCUCUUGAAGGCAGCCAUCGACGUGAUCAAAGACCAACUGAACAAUCCAAGCAAGGACGAGGAUCGGAUCACGAUGGUCGGUGAGAUGCUGUCGACUCUGGCCCAGCUUGACGCGGAUCAAUGCAUGACGAAUGCUUUGCGUGAUGCAGCCUUUGCUCAGGUCCUCAACAAGAGUCAAGAAGCCACGAGCGAGAUGGUUCAGAAUUUUAUUCCGUCGCAAGUGGCCGUAUGGGUCACGGCCAAGCUGCGUGCCAAUUUCCCGUGGGGUUUAUUCAAAAAGGUCAUCCAAGCUUCGCUCACUGGACGAAGUUUGAUGGUGCUGACCAUGGAGACACUGCAAGACGAAGUUGGCAUCGAGCAACUUGGUGUUCGACAAUCGCUGCUCCACUCCAUCAAUGCUAUGGCGAGCUCCACAGUCAACAAGGUUCGGAUGGUUGAGACUGACGAGCUCGGUCCUCUGUGUUCUGCCCAGCAGGUUGAUGAAACACCACAACACAAUUUGGUUGAUCUGGAGCGACCCAUCAAAGCAUGCUUGGAGUGCAUCAAGAAGUGGACUUGGGAAGAGGACUCCACUAAUCGCAUUCCACCCGCCUGUGCCAUCCGCUGUGCGAGGGGGGGGAAAACUACCUUCCUAAUCCGACUUUUCCAACGCCUAAAGCAAGAUCAGUCAGAUCGUGAGCUCCCCAUUCCAAUUUGGGUGACCUUCAACGGCUCCACUCGCGUGCUCCGGCAAAAGCAAGAAAGCAGCAUGGACUGGCUGUGCCGGACUGUAGCACAUGCAAUUGCGCACGCGAAGCUCAAGGAACAACUGGCGAACGGAUCUAUGUCAUGCUCUGAAGACAACCUUGCCCAGUUUUUUGCGAAACAGGAAAGCUAUGUCUUGCUCAUUGAUGAGCUCAACUUGUUACUGACAGGUGAGGACUCAGAGGCCGACGGAAGGGUCGCCAACUUCCUGAAGAAUCACUUUUUGAAGGGGAAGGGGCAAUACCUCGUGUUCACAUCGCAUAUCCAAGCCACCCAGAGAAAUCUAUGUGCUUACAUGGAGAGUCCGUCUAGCCGACCAGUGCAACUGAUCCAAUUGUCACUCGCACGCACGAUGGAGGAGCUUAUCAGCAUGCACGACACGUGCCAGGGCUUAACUCCGACGCUUGCAACCUUCUUUGGAAGGAUUCCGUCAAUGGUAUGGUGCGCUAUCAGUUCUGAACGCACGGUGUGGAGCAAUGCGGUUGACACCAUCAUUGAACGCGCCAGAAAGAAGCCCAAAGCGCUAAUCGGCGCUUUCUUGCAAGAAGUCCUCCGUGGAAAGAGGCAUCCAGACUUGGAAGAGUAUAUGGCAUUAACAGAUAUUGGCGACGGAGGGGUUGUGAAGUGGCUGCCAUGUUACAUGGCAGCAUUCUUGUCGAGGUGUGGUCCUCCUUACGAGAAACUUGGGGAGUGGCUCCAGGGCUUGCAGCAGGCAACCGCUGGAGCCGGAAAAGGUUGGGAAAUGACGGUGGCUGUGGCAUUUGGUCUGAGGUACUUGUGGGCCCAGCAAGGACAUUUGCACGAAUUUGCAGUUGGCGGGGACGACUCUGUUAAGUUGAUCGAGCUUAAGGAUGCUCGAUUCGAUGCAAGGGACAUGCAGUCUGCAACAGAAGCCAUUUCUCUUCCGAAACCUGAGCACCGCCCUUCAUUGCAGCUGGUGAUGCCAAGUCAUGCAUGCUUCCAAAAAGUGGACCUUUUUGCGCUGAGAACCGAAGUGGAUGGAAGCCGGAAAGUCGUGAUGGCGUCGCAGCAGAAGGAAGGACGGCAUGCAGUUGACACAGAAGCCCCGGCGGUGGAAGGUAAGGCACUAUGGAUGCGAGGCCAGGCAGGUCAGGAGCGAACUAGCCAUGGCUGGUAUCAGCCCUCAUCUGAGCGGAUAAACGAGUUCCUAGGACCUUCGCUGCAAAGUGCGUCACCUGCCGCAUGGCUUGACAUGGUGUGA
Messenger RNA from Symbiodinium necroappetens, 2310 nucleotides. NCBI's taxonomy places the organism in Eukaryota, Dinophyceae, Suessiales, Symbiodiniaceae. The record is from the annotation of a GenBank genome assembly.